This is a messenger RNA of Rhodotorula toruloides NP11, 1092 nucleotides long. RefSeq names its product homoisocitrate dehydrogenase. Gene Ontology annotation, molecular function: isocitrate dehydrogenase (NAD+) activity; NAD binding; magnesium ion binding. Lineage: Eukaryota; Fungi; Basidiomycota; Microbotryomycetes; Sporidiobolales; Sporidiobolaceae. The coding region runs from base 1 to 1092 and encodes 363 amino acids. The transcript is spliced from 7 exons. Gene Ontology annotation, cellular component: mitochondrion. Gene Ontology annotation, biological process: tricarboxylic acid cycle; isocitrate metabolic process. The record is from RefSeq and is a predicted model, not a curated record.
AUGGCCAUGCAAGCACUCCGCGAGUCGGCAAAGACCCUCCGCAUCGGUGUCAUCGGCGGAGACGGCGUUGGUCCGGUUGUCCUCCAGGCCGCCCAGCGCGUCCUCGAGGCGGUCCCGGGCAUCCCCAAGCCCUCGUUCGUCCCUCUCCAAGCCGGCUUCGAGCACUUCCAGAAGACGGGCACCGCUCUUCCCCGCGAGACCGUCGACGCUCUCAAGUCCGAAUGCACGGCAGCCAUGUUUGGCGCCGUCUCGUCGCCCUCGCACAAGGUCGCGGGGUACUCGAGCCCGAUUGUCGCGCUCAGGAAGGAGAUGGACUUGUAUGCCAAUGUCCGGCCGGUCAAGAGCGUCGAGGGACACGACCCGCGCGUGGUCGACAUGACCAUCGUCCGCGAGAACACUGAAUGCCUUUACGUCAAGCAAGAAACGAUCGAGGACACUGCCACAGGCCGCGUUGCCCGCGCGACCCGUCAGAUCUCGGAGCGGGCGUCGACGAGGAUCGGACGGAUGGCGUUCGAGAUUGCGCUCGCGGCGGCGGAGGUCAAGAAGCAGCGCGGGGGGUCGUACGGUUGGACUGGUGCUCCCACCGUUACCAUCGUGCACAAGUCGAAUGUCCUCUCUGUCACCGACGGCCUCUUCCGCGAGUCGGUCCGCGCCGUCGCCAAGGAGUACCCGACCGUUGAGGUCAACGAGCAAAUCGUCGAUUCGCUCGUCUACCGCCUCUUCCGCGAGCCGGAGAAGCUCUCGACGCUCGUCUGCCCGAACCUUUACGGCGACAUCGUCUCUGACGGCGCCGCUGCUCUCGUCGGCUCGCUCGGUCUCGUGCCCUCUGUCAACGUCGGCGACUCGUUCAUCAUGGGCGAGCCCGUCCACGGCUCGGCGCCCGACAUCGCCGACCGCGUCCCGUCCAUCGCCAACCCGCUCGCCUCGAUCCGUUCCGCCGCGCUCAUGCUGGAAUUCAUGGGCUACGUCGAGCCCGCAGCCAAGAUCUACGACGCAGUCGACGAGUCGAUCAGGCAGGGCAAGGUCACGCCUGACUUGGGAGGCAAGUUGAGCACGGAGGAGGUCACCGAGGUGGUUCGCAAGCAGCUGUAA